Molecule: messenger RNA, 554 nt
Organism: Penicillium samsonianum
Lineage: Eukaryota; Fungi; Ascomycota; Eurotiomycetes; Eurotiales; Aspergillaceae
Product: coiled-coil-helix-coiled-coil-helix domain-containing protein
Exons: 4
Coding region: 107-427 (106 amino acids)
Biological process (GO): mitochondrial respiratory chain complex IV assembly
Cellular component (GO): mitochondrial intermembrane space
Source: RefSeq, a predicted model, not a curated record
UUUCGCCGACUGAUGCUCACCUCGUUGAGCUACAUUCUCGUCUGUAUCAAAGCAAAAUCCUGUUGUGUUGAUUUUCAGAGCGGAUAUAUACUCAAUCUUGCUGAAGAUGAGUUUCGGUGCCCCCGGCGGUGGAUCGGUGAACUACAAGCCAUCACCACCCGAGCGCGGUAGUUUUCCUCUUGAUCACGAAGGGGAAUGCAAGCACAUUAUUUCGGGAUAUCUGAAGUGUAUUAAAAUGAACAAAGGCACCAACGACGAGGCGUGUCGCAAAUUGGCUAAGGAAUACCUUGCCUGCCGAAUGGACAAGAACCUCAUGGCGCCGGAUAACUUCGAGAACCUCGGGUUAGUGUUUAAAGAUGGCGAAGGGAAAGGACAGCCUCCAGCUACACCCGCUACAGGCGCAGCAAAUCCAGAACAGAAGAGCUGAUAUGGGACUGCGAGACGUUGGAUGAUAUUGUAUGAUAUGGAAGAGUGGUGCUAGUCCGUGAUAUUCGGGUAGUGCUGGCAUUAUUCAAGGCGUUGCACAUAAGAAAAUGUAUUUGGUACCUAUUCAA